Messenger RNA from Aspergillus homomorphus CBS 101889, 1827 nucleotides. Its product is annotated as pseudouridine synthase DEG1. The record is from RefSeq and is a predicted model, not a curated record. The transcript has a single exon. Gene Ontology annotation, biological process: tRNA pseudouridine synthesis; mRNA pseudouridine synthesis. Gene Ontology annotation, cellular component: cytoplasm; nucleus. Gene Ontology annotation, molecular function: pseudouridine synthase activity; RNA binding. The coding region runs from base 1 to 1827 and encodes 608 amino acids. Lineage: Eukaryota; Fungi; Ascomycota; Eurotiomycetes; Eurotiales; Aspergillaceae.
AUGGCGGAGCAGCAGCAGCAGACGCCAACCGGCGCCCCCAACAACGAACCCGAUUACUCGACAUGGCCUACCUCCAGUCUGAUCGCGCGCAUCACCGAGCUCGAGCGCCAACUCCACUCCCGAACGGCGGAGUACGCCGCAUCGCCCUCGGCGCAGGAAACACAAAAUCCUGCCGCCGCCGCAGGUGUCACACCCAAGCAGCAGCCGAACAGUAAGAAAGAUAAGCCUGCCAACAAACUGCCACCUUCUUCCACGGCAGCCAAGAAAGGAGUGCAGCAGCCGCCCAAACCCCGGGCACCGAAAGUGCGCCGUGAUAUCGAUCCCUCCAAGUACAAUACCCGCUUCGUCGCGCUGAAGUUUGCCUACCUGGGACAGCGGUACAACGGGUUGGAACAUGCGAACGGCAACGCCACGCCGCUUCCGACCAUCGAGGAGGAACUCUACAAGGCGCUGCGCAAGACGCGCCUGAUUUUCCCGACGGAUACGUCCGGGGAUGACUUCGUCGAGAGCUUCGCGCCGCGGGAGGUCAAGCCCUACUGGAUCAAUUGGGAUGGAUGCCAGUAUUCCAAGGCCGGGCGCACCGAUCGCGGUGUGAGCGCUUUCGGACAGGUCGUCGGGAUCCGGGUGCGCAGUACGCGGCCGAUGCGCAAGACCGAUGCGCGAAACCCGGACACAGCGAUGGAGAAUACGGAGGAAGCGGAGAAGGAGUGGGACCAUAUCAAAGAUGAGCACCCUUAUGUGAGCAUAUUGAACAAGGUCCUUCCGCAGGAUAUUAGGAUUCUGGCGUGGUGUCCCAACCCCCCGGAAGGGUUCGAUGCUCGUUUCUCCUGCGGAGAACGCCAUUACAAGUACUUCUUCACUCAGCCGGCAUUUUCUCCUACUCCCGGGCCUUACGGCUUAAUGCCCCGCUCUAACGAUGGAAGCAAUACUCGUCCGAAGUACAGAGAAGGUUGGCUGGAUAUUGAGGCGAUGCGCGAGGCCGCCAAGUACUUCGAGGGUACACAUGACUUCCGCAAUUUCUGCAAAUUGGACGUUACCAAACAGAUAGAGUCUUUCCACCGCGAUAUCUUCCGUGCUGAUAUUGAAUUGCUUGAUGCCAAAAAGACUCCGCUUGGUUAUGUCACUGAGCCAGAAUUCCGCGCUGUUGAAGGCGAGCAAGAAACUGGCACUUCCGACGAGCCUACACCCACUGCGGCUAAGGUGUACGUCUUCAAUUUAGAGGGAUCUGCGUUCCUAUGGCAUCAGGUUCGACACAUGGUCAGUGUUCUGUUCCUUGUUGGCCAGGGUCUUGAGCCCCCAACCAUUGUAAGGGAUUUGCUGGAUGCGUCGAAGCACCCGCGCAAGCCAACCUAUGAAAUGGCGUCCGACGCCCCUCUUGUCCUUUGGGAUUGUAUCUACCCCGAUAGGCAGAGCGGGAGCCGUGAGGAUACGCUAGAAUGGAUCUAUGCUGGCGAUAUCCGACAAAUCAAGUCCCAUCUCGGUAAAGGUGGCGGCAAGUUUGGUCUCGGUGGAAUUGUUGAGGAGCUCUGGGCUGUCUGGAGACAGCGUAAGAUCGAUGAGAUCUUGGCUGGCACACUGCUCGACCUGGCCGUUAGUCAGGGAGAUCGAAGCAUUAUCACGAGUGGAGGCGUCAAUCCUGUGUGGGAGCGGAAGAAUCGGGGACAGAAAGUGUUCCUCGGUGCCAACGAAUCCAGAACAGGCGGUGACUAUAUUCCAGUCAUGCAGAAGCGCAAGACUGAGCUCGUCGAAGUUCAGAACGCGCGGUGGUUGGCUGCAAAACAGCGAAAAACGGAGGCUGGCGCAAAGCCAUCUAAGAUGGAGAUGUAG